GGCCGAGGAGGGUCAGUUUGGUUAAAAGGGUUUGGUUUGUCUGUCAACGCUACGGUAGUGUGCCGCUGCGGAGGUGCGACCAUGGCUGAGCCGGAGUCUCUGAGGUGCUCCAGCGUCAGGAACCGUGGAGGCGUCCAGAGAGUCGAAGGGAAACUGCGAGCCAGCGUAGAAAAAGGAGACUACUAUGAAGCUCACCAAAUGUACAGAACUUUAUUUUUUAGGUAUAUGUCACAGGGAAAACACGCUGAAGCCAGAGAGCUGAUGUUCAAUGGGGCUCUUCUCUUCUUCAGCUACAACCAGCAAAACAGUGCAGCUGAUCUGUCCAUGCUGGUGUUGGAGGUUUUGGAGAAGUCCGACACAAAGGUAGAAGAUGAAAUAUUAGAAAACCUGGCCAAGCUGUUCAGCCUGAUGGACCCAAACUCUCCAGAGAGAGUUGCGUUUGUUUCCAGAGCCCUGAAAUGGUCUACAGGAGGAUCUGGCAAGUUAGGUCACCCCAAAUUCCACCAGCUGCUUGCUGUCAUCUUAUGGAAAGAACAAAACUACAGCGAGUCUCGGUAUCAUUUCCUGCAUUCAUCUGACGGGGAGGGCUGCGCUCAGAUGCUAGUAGAGUAUUCAUCGUCGCGAGGCUACCGCAGCGAGGUCGACAUGUUUGUGGCGCAGGCCGUCCUUCAGUUCCUCUGCCUAAAGAACAAAAACAGCGCUUCCGUGGUGUUCAGCACAUACACAGAGAAACACCCGUCCAUAGAGAGGGGCCCUCCUUUCGUCCAGCCUCUACUAAACUUUAUCUGGUUUCUGCUGCUGGCAGUGGAAGGGGGUAAAUUAACAGUUUUCACAGUGUUAUGUGAGCAAUAUCAACCUUCCCUGAAAAGGGAUCCCAUGUAUAAUGAGUAUCUCGACCGAAUAGGACAGCUUUUCUUUGGAGUCCCACCCAAACAGUCUCCAUCGUACGGAGGUCUGCUGGGGAACCUGCUGAACAGCCUGAUGGGUUCUGGCGAAGAAGACGAUGUUGCUGAAGAAGCCCACGAGGACAGCAGCCCCAUAGAACUGGACUGAGCCCACAGACCACGACGAGGAGAACAAACGCAUAAGGAGAAAACAAAUCAGAAGAGGGAAGACCAUUCCGCCUCCCUGCUGCCCCUUAGCUAACAGGGUCAGGUCGAGGCGCUGGUCUGCGUUUUCAGAGGCGGGCUGCUUGACAAAAAGUCCCACCAUCCCCAAACAGUUCACAGCAAAACCAGAACAAUUAUCAUUCCGCCAAAACAUCCCCCGUCGGCUCCCUGUGGACCAAGCGGGCCAAACCACAACCUCUCCUCCUGUUGAACUGUUGUACGAAUACAUUUUAUCUUUAACCAUCUUUUGUUUUUGGUAGUUUGGGACUAUUGCUUGCUGUUUUAAGUGUGUAUGAUGCACAGAUAAACUGUCCUCUCCCUGUAACAUCCUGCUUCAAGGAGGAUGGAAUGAUGGACGUCUACGCGGGGAGGACGGCGUCACAAGUGCAACAACCCUGCUCAGUGUAAGGGUUUAGUGAGCUCACUACAGAUUUCAAAGUGUUUGGUCGGUCAGCCUCGGAGAGCUCCAUCAGGAGCCAAGGUCCAGCUGUUGAUGACUUUUUUUUUUCCAACAAGUGUAUUCCGUUAUGUCUCUCUUCUGUCAGAUGUAAAUUAAAACGUACUUAUAGCCAUUGCUGUGUGUCAGCGUUUCGUCUCUAGUUUCAUCGACACGCCAGAGAUUAUGUUAGAACUUGAAUAUCUACGGCCUGCAUCAUUUCAUUCACAGUCACCGUAAGUUCCUGUUUUUACGAGUCCAACUGCUCAAUUUGAGCUUUGGGUCAUUUUCAAAACCUUUGGUCAGACCUCAAAUCUAAACAGUGUUUGAUUCAGACUGUUUAGAGUCAAACAGUGUGAGCAAAAUAAAACACUAAAAAGA
Molecule: messenger RNA, 1926 nt
Organism: Xiphophorus maculatus (southern platyfish)
Lineage: Eukaryota; Metazoa; Chordata; Actinopteri; Cyprinodontiformes; Poeciliidae
Gene: get4
Product: golgi to ER traffic protein 4
Exons: 9
Coding region: 82-1053 (323 amino acids)
Biological process (GO): protein insertion into ER membrane
Cellular component (GO): BAT3 complex; cytosol
Molecular function (GO): protein binding
Source: RefSeq, a predicted model, not a curated record